Molecule: messenger RNA, 1356 nt
Organism: Notechis scutatus (mainland tiger snake)
Lineage: Eukaryota; Metazoa; Chordata; Lepidosauria; Squamata; Elapidae
Source: RefSeq, a predicted model, not a curated record
AUGCUGCUGGAAAACGAAGAGUUUGGCUGCUUCCUCAUCAGGCUGAAUGAAAAAGCUUUUGGCUACAUCCUUUCCUACCGAGGGAAAGAUCGCUGCCGUCAUUUUGUCAUCAGCUGCCACCGCAGCGGGCAGUACGUUGUAUCCGGAGACUCUCGGACGCACGCGCAUUUGACUGAACUCAUCAGCUACUACCAGAGGUCUGAAAUCCAGCCUUUUGGAGAAAACCUCACCUCGGCCUGUCCCAAGCUGGAGGAGAAAAGCACAUAUGAUGAAAUAUCUUCAGACAGAAGUCCCAGUGCAGAUGCUCCAACGCUGAGCAGGAACCCAUCAGCCGAUUUGCUGGUUACCCGGAGUCAUUUCACCAAUCAGCCAGGACAUCCAAGGAUUCCACUUCAGGAAGAGCAGAAAGAACAUCAAAAUUCAAAGGAUCCAGACGAAGCGCCACCUAUACCAGACAGGUCCCUCUUGCUGGAGUCACUGUCCUUGGAGGAAGAGAUGGGAGAGGAAGGAACCAUUUAUUCAGCCGUGAAGAAGCCUCCUUUAGAUAAACGGAGCUUGGAGAAGUCAAAAGAGAGGGACAGAAAUUUGGGGGGCCCUCAAGCAAAGGAACCUGUAGGGCCAGGCCAAGGUGUUUUCUUGCCUUGCCAAAGGAAGACAGGGACCAUGUUUGGAUUGGCCAAGCGAUCAGACACACCAUUCACCAUAAAAGUGAAUCCUGCAGAGAGAUCUCAAACGAUCACCAUUUAUCCCAGGAUUGCCUUGGACCAACCCCAAAACUUUUGGAUACCCGCUGAGCCCCCCAGUUACCAGUCCACCUUUCCAUCGUCCAAUAAACCAACCGUUCCUAAUGACCCGCCUUCCAAAUUAUCUCCUACGCUGCCGAAUAAAUCCAAAGACUCAACGGCGUUCCACAACUCUCCUCUUGGGAUCAAGGCGAGGUCGGUGGGCAACAAGGAACACGGCCAACUAAACCAACCCAAAUCCUUGUUUGAACUCCCCAAGGAACGCAUGGAUGAGGAGAAGAUCUUUCAGCUGAAAAACCAACCGUCUGCCUUACGGGUGGACCAUACAACGAAUACUCAGGAAUCGUUCAGGUGGGCAAAAGGUAUCUUCCAUGGCUCGGAAAAGCCUCCCAAGGCUUCCUUGACCACGUCCAAAGGGACUUUCGAUCAAAUCUCCGCAAAGUUUGGUCAUGUCUCCAAGAUUCAGAUCAACCCUGAGAGCCCAUAUGAAAAAAUAACUGGUCCUUACUCUCAACGUUCCUCGGCUACAAGUCAAGCUGCAUCUCUGGAGAAUCCCUAUGAGCAAAUCCCCUACCUGCCGGGGAAAAGAAUAGAAGGAAAAGUCACCCAAAAG